AUGCUUCAAUCGCAAAUCAUUAAUGUUUUACCUCGUCGUCUUUUAGCUGGAUUAUGGUCUUCACACGAGACUCGUAUUUCGCUUUCUCAUCUUCGACCUAGCAACCAAAGUCAGCAGCCUGCAGCUACCUCAGCUCAAUUUCUUUCAACUGAAUUGCCAAUCCGAUACACACAUAUUUUGAGAUUAUUAUCCACCUUAUCUCAUGACUCACUCGGAUCACCCAUCAUUCGGAAUGUAUCUCAUAGCUAUCUUCGUGAUAUCUGUACACUUUUACAUCCUUCCUUGAUGGCUACCUCACCCAAAGCAUUUUCUUCCGUCUUGACUCGUUUACGUCAAAGUCAAGCUACUAACCUUAUUCGUCUUCGAUAUGCACUUUUAUCUUCACCCACAUCUUCUUCUGCUACUUUAAUGGAGAAUAUCAAUACCAUUGGUUAUGGUAUUCAUCUUUUACUUGAUCAACAUCUUUCUUGGAACAACACCAGUAAUUAUGCUCAAAAGGUCUGUACAGAAGAAAUUGCACAUGGAGCAGUAGAUGAUGCUAAACGAGCGUUUUCAAAUGCAUUUGGAACGGAUACCCUCAUUCCAGAUAUCGAUAUUAAAAAGUGUGAUCAACGCAACAACAAAAAAGAGGAGGAAUUUGUUUAUAUUCCCAGCAUGUUGCAUCGUGUACUGUAUGAAUCAUCACUCUUGUCAUUAAAAGCACAACAUGUGCAUAAUGAGGAUAUCAAACGCACAUCCACCUGGUUUCAAAAGACCUUUAGAAAUACAACUCGCCCCUUAUCUUUACGCAUCUUUGGAGGACCGACCAGUAUUGGAUUUCGUCUGGAUUCUCCCGCUCCACUCUGUGAAGAAGACUUGUUACCUGGUAUUCCUCGUGACCCGAUGGGUAUUCCUACCUGUGGAUCUGUGCUUUCUCAUACAGGUGCUACCACAGUGGAUGCUACGGACUAUUCAGGUGUAGAAUGGGAGUCCCUGAGUGGAUGGCGAUCGGCCAAGACAUUAGCUAGUCAUUGGGGUGGUAACUUGGAUGCAGUGACAGUGGAUGGACUUGGUUCAACUGUUUAUUUGGCUUUAGACCGUGAUCCAUCUUUAUUAGAACGUUAUCCUUCCAGAGCCACCUUGGCUUCCUCCUCUCAUAGUUUACUUCGUCAUCAUCGACGUACAUCUGCUGUCACUGCAUCCAAUGACUCUAGUACACUUUCUAUUCAAGCUGCAGCCACUCAAUUAGACGCCUUUUUGUAUGCUAUAUCCGAUUCUCAGCAAUCUACAUUCAAUCCUACUCCUCUUUAUCAUCAUCAUUCUGUUUCUCUCAGUGCUGCUGUUGGACACGCUUAA
This is a messenger RNA of Mucor mucedo, 1335 nucleotides long. RefSeq lists its product as uncharacterized. Lineage: Eukaryota; Fungi; Mucoromycota; Mucoromycetes; Mucorales; Mucoraceae. Bases 1 to 1335 code for a protein of 444 amino acids. Gene Ontology annotation, cellular component: mitochondrion. Gene Ontology annotation, biological process: protein phosphorylation; regulation of glucose metabolic process. The transcript is spliced from 4 exons. The record is from RefSeq and is a predicted model, not a curated record. Gene Ontology annotation, molecular function: pyruvate dehydrogenase (acetyl-transferring) kinase activity.